This is a messenger RNA of Drosophila hydei, 1998 nucleotides long. It is a transcript of the gene grsm, whose product is annotated as probable aminopeptidase NPEPL1. The transcript is spliced from 6 exons. Gene Ontology annotation, cellular component: cytoplasm. The coding region runs from base 92 to 1804 and encodes 570 amino acids. Gene Ontology annotation, molecular function: metalloaminopeptidase activity; manganese ion binding. Lineage: Eukaryota; Metazoa; Arthropoda; Insecta; Diptera; Drosophilidae. Gene Ontology annotation, biological process: proteolysis. The record is from RefSeq and is a predicted model, not a curated record.
CUUCGGCAUUGAUUUCAUUAAAAUAUGUAGUUGUAGUAGUAUUAAGGUUUUUGUGUCUUGUAAACGCGUAUAAUCAGCUUUAUUUAGAGGAAUGAUUAGCGCCAGAGGGAAAUCAGUUGCUGUAAUCAAUUUGUGUCAUGCGCCCAGGCUUCGAGUACAAAGUUUAUUUGUGUCGAUAUGGAGUAUCAUAAAUAAUACUAAGUCGAGUGUUAAGAUGGCAACGGACAUCAAGUUUAACGCGUCGCUCAGUCGCACGGAUCCGCAGGUGCAGCCGGUGUUAAUUAUCGGCCAGUUGCGCCAUUUGAAUCUGUUGAAGUUUAGCCAGCUGGCUGGCAAAUUGGAGCCGCGCGUCAAUGAGGAGACAUUUAAGAAUGCCAUCGCCUGCCUGCAUCCGGCGCCAACGGAUAAGUGUUCGCUCUAUCUGGAUGUGGCUACAGUCGCCGCAUUGCCAUUGAAGGCGUCGAGACAUAAUACCGGCUCGCGGGCUCAUUCGAUAACGCGUCUGGUUAAGAACCAUGUGCUCAACGUGAACGAGGAGAGUGUUGUGCUCGUUUGCGAACGCGAGAACCUCUUUGCCAGCGCGUGUGCUGUGGUGCGUGCUUUCCCCCUUUACUCGCGCAAAACGGGCAAUGGCAACGGUGCCAAGUCGCCAAAUAGUGAUGGUGGCGAUGGCCACGCAUUACGCUCUGUGGUCAAUGUGGAAUUUGUUAUCAUUGAUAAGGAUGGUGGCGUGGAGAAGGAUCCUCUCAGCCAGGACGACCUCAAUUGCCUGAACGAGACGGCUCGUGCCAUACGCCAUGCUGCACGCAUUGUGGACACGCCCUGCAACGAGAUGAAUGUAGAUCACUUUAUUGAAAAUAUCAGCGAGUUUGCCAAAGAGCUCUCCCUCCAGCCUCAAAUCAUACGCGGCGAGGAGCUGCAGGAGCGCGGCUUUGGCGGCAUCUAUGGCGUUGGCAAGGCGGCAGCUGUGCCGCCAGCUCUGGUUGUGCUCUCGCAUGAGCCAAAGGGCGCACAGGAAACGAUUGCACUCGUUGGCAAAGGCAUUGUAUAUGAUACUGGUGGCCUGAGCAUCAAGGGCAAAACAGCCAUGCCGGGCAUGAAACGAGACUGCGGCGGUGCAGCAGCUAUUCUGGGUGCCUUUUAUGCGGCCGUUAAAUGCGGCUUCAGGGAUAACCUGCAUGCCGUCUUCUGUUUGGCCGAAAAUUCGGUGGGUCCAAAUGCGACGCGUCCCGAUGAUAUACACACCUUGUACUCUGGCCGCACUGUGGAAAUCAACAAUACGGAUGCCGAGGGUCGUCUGGUGCUUGCCGAUGGCGUUUGCUUUGCCAACAAGGAUCUCAAGGCGAACAUUAUACUUGAUAUGGCCACGCUAACGGGCGCUCAAGGUGUUGCCACGGGCAAGUAUCAUGGCGCCAUAUUGACAAACUCGGAGCCAUGGGAAUCAAAGGCAUUGCAGGCCGGACGCAAAUCCGGCGAUUUAUUGGCGCCCAUUAUUUAUUGCCCCGAAUUGCAUUUCUCCGAAUUUGCAUCGGCCAUUGCUGAUAUGAAAAACUCUGUUGCGGAUCGUCAGAAUGCACAGUCCUCUUGCGCCGGUCUCUUUGUGGCGGCUCAUUUGGGCUUCGAUUAUCCCGGCGUUUGGAUGCACGUUGACAUGGCUACGCCCGUCAAUUGUGGUGAGCGUGCUACGGGCUAUGGCGUCGCCCUGUUGCUAACGCUCUUUGGCAGCCACACGAGCUGCGGCCUGUUGCAGUCGAUUGCGCCAGGCGACGAGGAGCCGCCAUCGAAGCGUAUUUGCCGCGAUUAGCAGCCGCGUGCAACAAUCGCAUUGCUGUGAAGUCGAGCGUUUUGCAUUUCAAUCAAGUUAAUACACACACACACACCUACUCACACUCAGUUAUAUACAUAUUCACAGAUGAAGAACAUGUAUGCGUUAAAGUCGAAAUAAGUUGAAAAGCCAAUUGAAUAAGCUGCCAGGCAAUAAAAUGAAUUAAAACGAAA